CGGCGCGCGGUUCCGGCGGGCGGUGCUGACGCUGGCAGCGCGGCCGGGCGCCAUGGUGGCCAAGCAGCGCAUCCGGAUGGCCAACGAGAAGCACAGCAAGAACAUCACGCAGCGCGGGAACGUCGCCAAGACCUCGAGGACGGCCCCGGAGGAGAAGGCGUCGGUCGGGCCCUGGCUGUUGGCGCUGUUCAUCUUCGUGGUUUGCGGAUCAGCCAUCUUCCAGAUCAUCCAGAGCAUCCGGAUGGGCAUGUGAGGCCCCCUCCCCGCGCCGCCGCGGACUGUCCCCGGCCGGCAGCGCUGCCCGGCUCCGUGCGGCGGCCGAGCGGAGCGCGGCCGGCAGCGCCCACCUCGCAUUCCAGGUCCCGUCACCAUUCCGAGUCAUUCCGAGUUUUCUAGCCCGUGCCACAGUGCCUUGACCAGCACCACAUGUACAAAGCAAUAAAACGAUGUUGUUGAUCUGCAAUCGUGGACCCGCUUAUUCGGUGAAGUGCGGCCCUGUGCUCCCUAGAGAUGCCAGACUGCCCGCCGUGUAGAGCCCCGGGAGCUGGCUCCUGCCGAGAGCGCCCGGCUGAGCUCUGCCCGAGGCUCUGUAUAGCUGGAAAUGGCUUUGUUUAAGGCUGGAAGCCAGGAUUUCUGUUUGGAGCAUGCUGAUGCCUCCCCCGUGACUCCUGCUCUCUACACGCAGGGCAGUGGUGCUGCAGCAUGUGGCAGCGCCCGCUCCGCUGGCGGAAUCCUCGGCCCUGCACCUCUCCUCCUAACACGUGCAAAAUGCUUGUUUGUAUAGAGCCAGCGGGUGUUGCUUGAUUAGGAGCCGCCUGAUGGAGCAGCAGCUGCUUCUGCCUGCCCAGCCCCCCGGCCCCGGGGUGGCUGUCAGUGCUUCUGGGACAGCUCAGCCAGUGGUGACGGUGUCACAUUGUACCGUGUGGUGCAGGGACCAGGGCCUGCCCCACAGCCCUGCUUCCUGCAGCACCUGCAGAGUGCUGUGUCUUGCUACGUGUAUUUAACCCUAUUUAAGGUAAAUCCCGCUUUCAACUUGAUUUCAUCUAACAGUGGAUCCAGUAUGUAACUGCUUCCCUAUGGACAAUCACAGAUCCUGCUUAGUGAUACUGAAGAAAAAAAAGAAAAGGAAAGAAAGCCCUCCUCUCACCUGGAGAUGACUGUUAGCAGAUCACAGUGGAACGUGCUGCUGUUGGUGUUUGAUGGCUGGUGGCCCUGGCCUGGCCAUGGCCCCUGUUGGGGUAAACAAAGGCAAUCUGGAAUGGCUCUGCUGCUGCACACAGCUGCUGCAGGGAGUUGGCUUUUCUUCAGGUUUCUUAGCAGAAGAAGAAUUUAAAAUCUUUUACAUUAGAGGUAAUAGAAAAAUGUUUCUGUACAAAUGAAUCAAAUGCCUGUUAGCUGUGAAGGAGCAGAUCGUUUGUGUGAGUUGUCAUAUUCCAUUGUAAGUCAUGGGGAACUGGCACCAACCAGCCUGGCCAGGGGUGUGUGCCCAGGCCCCAGCUGUGCAGGGGACACUGCUCGUGGGCCCUCGUGGUUUGUACGUGGUGGUGGAGGGGGCUGUCUGUAUAACCUCUGGUUUUAAAUAAAGUUCUUUUCAGAUGUGA
Molecule: messenger RNA, 1601 nt
Organism: Apus apus (common swift)
Lineage: Eukaryota; Metazoa; Chordata; Aves; Apodiformes; Apodidae
Gene: SERP1
Product: stress associated endoplasmic reticulum protein 1
Exons: 3
Coding region: 53-253 (66 amino acids)
Biological process (GO): endoplasmic reticulum unfolded protein response
Cellular component (GO): endoplasmic reticulum
Source: RefSeq, a predicted model, not a curated record